Messenger RNA from Lindgomyces ingoldianus, 581 nucleotides. RefSeq lists its product as uncharacterized. The transcript has 4 exons. The record is from RefSeq and is a predicted model, not a curated record. The coding region runs from base 45 to 581 and encodes 178 amino acids. Lineage: Eukaryota; Fungi; Ascomycota; Dothideomycetes; Pleosporales; Lindgomycetaceae.
ACUUCAUCAACCGGCCCCCGCUCCCACGAUCACAACAGGGGAAAAUGGAUUUCAGACCUUUGAACAAGAUGGAUUCUUCCGACCAGGCGCUUCUGGAGGAGCCAUUUAAUCCGUUCUACAACAUUCUCGGAGUAAUGCCCGUGAUUGUCAAGCAGGAUAAUGAGUACGACCGGGAAGUCUUUCGCGAGAGGCCGCUGUUCGGUGUUCUUCUUUUCGACAACAACGCAUCCGAUGCCAGAGAUCAUGCCGCGAAUGAACGGACGUUCCUCUCAUGGCUUCGAUUGUCAGUUUACAUGGCCAUUGUAUCCGUCGCUAUAGUAAUGUCCUUCCAUCUCAAGUCAAAACCCGGUGACAUAGAAAAGAGAAUAGCUCUCCCAGUUGGGAUCGUAUUCUGGCUGCUCGCCGUGGCUUGCCUCAUGUCGGGUCUAGCCAAUUAUAUUCGAACCGUGACAAGGUACAGUAGACGGGCUGCGCUAGUUCAGGCGGGAUGGAAGACACAAGUAGUGUUCACAGUAGUUGCAACGGCCAUUGUGGCAGCUUGCGUUCUGUUCCUCUCGACGAAUGCACAAAGCAGUCGGUAG